Messenger RNA from Lotus japonicus, 642 nucleotides. RefSeq names its product transcription factor GTE12-like. Gene Ontology annotation, molecular function: protein binding. Bases 1 to 642 code for a protein of 213 amino acids. The transcript is spliced from 2 exons. Lineage: Eukaryota; Viridiplantae; Streptophyta; Magnoliopsida; Fabales; Fabaceae. The record is from RefSeq and is a predicted model, not a curated record.
AUGGAUUCUCAUGAUGGCAAGAAGAGGAGGAAGUUGAAGAAGAAGAAGAAGAGGGAAGUGCCAAAAAACAUACAAGAAACAGAGAAAACACAGAGGACUCAUAAUUCAAGAUUAACUGUGUCUGAAGAGUCAAAGAAGGAGUACCAUUAUUGCAAGAAUGAAGAGAAACAGAGCAAAAACAGAGAAACCAAGUUGAUCGCUGAGGAAAGCAAGAAAGAGAAUACUAAUAACACGAAGAAGAUGAUGGAUCGUUAUAGAAAGAUGCAAUGUUGGGUGAUCUUGAAGCGGUUCAUCAUUGGAAGAGAUGGGUGGGCUUUCAAACACCCUCUUCAUGUUGAUGAUAUCUCUGAUUCUGAUGCAUUGAAGAACAAGAACAACAAGAAGAAGAAGCCAAUUGGUUUGGUGGACAUUGAAACCAGAUUGUCAAAAGGGUUCUACUCGGAGCCUGAACAAUUUGCUGAUGAUAUCAGGCUUGUGUUCUCUCAUGCAAUGCUAUAUUACCCUCAUCCCAGGAAUGAGAUUCACAGAAUUGCAAGGAGGCUCAGUGAGAAUUUUGAGGUCACUUGGAAAUCUUUGAAGGAUAAGUGGACAUGUGAGGACAGAAAACAGAAGGCCGGGAAAAGAACAAGAUCACCUGUUUAA